GGGCAAAAACACCGGAAGUGUGAGCAGUUUGCAAGCUGGUGCAUGCGGCUGAUAAAAAACCUUUCCUUAUUGUUGUUAAUGUAACAUUUGAAGAUCUAAAUCUAAUGCGGUUAAUUUUUGUCUGUCAACUGAGAACAAAAUGAAAGAAGAUGCGUAGCAUGUUAUUUCUGAUUUCCCACAACGUCUACGUUUAGCUGUAUAAUAAGGCCUUUCAGAGCUGGGUUUGUUUUGAUUUUAAUGGACUGUAGAGGAGGAAAAAGAGGAAGGGAAAAGGGACAAAGAAAGGACAGAGAUGUCCAUCUAUCCAAAGCCAUGUCUUAUGCUCUGCGUCAUGGAGCUAAGCAGCUGGGUCUUCAAAUGAGUACAGAUGGUUUCCUCUUUGUGGAGGAUCUCCUGGCUCAUCCACAGUUCUGUUCGUACACAGUAGAAGACGUAGAAAGAGUUGUGGCUACAAAUGACAAGCAACGCUUUAAGCUCCGUUCCCAUCCAGAAAACGGCCGGUUGCAGAUCAGAGCAAACCAGGGACAUUCAAUACAGGUUACUGAUCUUGAGUUGAGACCAGUACUGGCUGGUUCUGCAGACUGCCCAGCUGAAGCUGUUCACGGUACCUACCUCCGUAACUGGCCGUCCAUCCAGCAGCAUGGCCUGAGCCGAAUGAAUAGGACCCAUAUCCACCUGGCGCCAGGCUUGCCAGGAGAGGAUGGCAUCAUCAGUGGCAUGAGGAAGAACUGUGAUCUUGCUGUGUUUAUUGAUGUCCCCAUGGCCCUUGCUGAUGGCAUUGAGUUCUUUCGGUCAGAGAAUGGCGUGUAUCUUACUGCAGGAAAUGCUGAGGGCAAACUCCUGCCUAAGUACUUCAUCCGCACCCUCAGACUGAGACCUACAAGGAGUGUCCUGCCAUUUCUGUAGCAGAAAAGGAAAUUCUGUGACAUUUCACCUCAUGAAACUCAUAAAACUUUUACUUUAUGGUUCCAACAACCAGUUCAGAUACUGAAACAAACGUGCACACAGCAUGUGGGAGGGGAGAUAACUGUGAGACACUUCCUGAAACAACAGAAAACACCAAAACAGCUACAACCCUGGGGAGUGGAGUCAAAGACCACCAAAAACAAGAAGCUGGACUUACUUUGGUUUUAUUGCUAUUACAUAUUUGAGAAGAAUAAAAUAACACUGAGCUUU
This is a messenger RNA of Oryzias latipes (Japanese medaka), 1176 nucleotides long. It is a transcript of the gene trpt1, whose product is annotated as tRNA phosphotransferase 1. Gene Ontology annotation, biological process: tRNA splicing, via endonucleolytic cleavage and ligation. NCBI's taxonomy places the organism in Eukaryota, Metazoa, Chordata, Actinopteri, Beloniformes, Adrianichthyidae. The record is from RefSeq and is a predicted model, not a curated record. Gene Ontology annotation, molecular function: tRNA 2'-phosphotransferase activity.